Messenger RNA from Myxocyprinus asiaticus (Chinese sucker), 3087 nucleotides. RefSeq names its product Krueppel-like factor 12. Gene Ontology annotation, molecular function: DNA-binding transcription factor activity, RNA polymerase II-specific; RNA polymerase II cis-regulatory region sequence-specific DNA binding. The transcript is spliced from 6 exons. The record is from RefSeq and is a predicted model, not a curated record. Bases 270 to 1298 code for a protein of 342 amino acids. Gene Ontology annotation, biological process: regulation of transcription by RNA polymerase II. Lineage: Eukaryota; Metazoa; Chordata; Actinopteri; Cypriniformes; Catostomidae.
AAAGCUUAGAGUAUAUUGUCUUCUCUUGCUUAUGAAGCCUCCACCCACCGGCCCACCCUACAUUUAGUGGAUCAUGUGACCGUGGUAAGUCAUUUGCAAGUACAACAGUUCUCUGUGAGCUUCCAUUCAUUUCCUGAGAACUGCCCUGAGCAGCUGAGGGAAGCGGAGAGGGGAGGGAGUCACACGAAGAGAGAGCGAGAAAGAGGACUGUAUAAGGAAGACAGUUUCUGUCGCUCUGCAGCUCCUGAUCAGACGCCAUCAAAAACAGGAUGUUAAUGCUAGACGGAAUGCCUGCAGUCCGAGUCAAAGUAGAACCUCUGGAAUCUGAAAGAGGGUCACCUAAAGUGCACAGUUACCCUGAUAUGGAGGCCAUGCCCCUCCUUCUCAGCAAAGUGAAAGCGGAGCCUCCAGAAGAUCUUCUAUCUUCUGAGCAGUUCCAGACACAGACAGAGCCAGUGGACCUGUCCAUCAAGACACGGACAUCAUCUCCUUCGUCUAACACCUCAGCCUUCUCUCCAUCCUCUUCUUCGUCAUCGUCAUCCUCACCUUCUGUCAUCACCUCUGUCUCUUCUGGAAUGCCCUCUGUGUUGACACCUGGGCCCUUGGUGGGCUCUUCACAAGGAGUUAGAGGCCAGCAGUUUUUGCACAUCAUCCACCCCGUCCCCCCUUCAAGCCCCAGUAAACUGGCCAGCCAGGUGCACCGCAUCCCUGUGGUGGUGCAGUCGUUGCCCCUCAUGUACACCACGGCUGUACGCUCCCCUUCCACCCUCAACUCCACUAUCAUGUUACCUCUCCUGGACAAAGCCAAGUGCCAGGGCAAAGCACAAACAGACCCCAAUGGCCUGUCGCCAAGUCAAAUCAAAAGUGACAGUGAUGAUGACGACCUGCCAAACGUGACCUUGGACAGUGUUAAUGAAACAGGAUCCACAGCAUUGUCUAUAGCCCGAGCAGUGCAGGAUUCCAUGUCACCAUUCAGUAUUGAGAGCAUUCGACGGCCACAGCCACCUGAAUCUCCAGACUCCAAGAAGAGACGUAUCCAUAGGUGUGACUUUGCGGGCUGUAAUAAAGUUUAUACCAAGAGCUCCCACUUAAAGGCACACCGGAGGACACACACAGGUGAGAAGCCAUACAAGUGCACCUGGGAUGGCUGCACAUGGAAGUUUGCCCGCUCAGACGAGUUGACACGGCAUUACCGUAAACACACAGGGGUCAAACCCUUUAAGUGUGGGGACUGUGACCGAAGCUUCUCCCGUUCAGACCAUCUGGCCCUGCACCGCCGUAGACACAUGCUGGUCUGAACUGGGUCAUCUAACUUAUUCACAUAUCCUCGCACACACGCACACACGCACACACACACACACACACACACACACACACAUAAGGGGGGAGCUGGGACUCCCCAAAUAGUAUUCAGCUGGGCUGGACACAGACACGGCCAUCCCUGUCCCUGAGAAAGAGAGAGAGGAUAAAAGAGAUUAUGAUGAUUUCCACACAUCUGAAGAGCUUAACAGGGUCCAUUCAGGUGGGGAUGGAGGAGGCUAUUCUACAGGCUACCUGUCAUUCUGAAGAAAAAAUUCUUCACUUGGAUAAAUAGUUUGUUUUCUGGUUUUCCGGUUUUCCUUUCUGAAUCUUCCUUGUGUUCUAUUCAAAUAUGGCUGCUUUUCAGUCGACAUCUACAAUGUGAAGAAAUGCAGAAAGGAAUGGCUGUACAUGUUGUUAUUCUGGUCCAAACCUUAUCUGGGCUGCACCUCGGGCAGAUGUUGACCAGGUUCACAUGGUGAUGAAGGCAAAAGUGGGACUGACCAUUAAUAGUGUUGUUGCACAUUUUUUAGCAUUUACCUUUGUGGAACAUCAAGAGCCAGGCACAUCUGAGACGGAUCAAGGGGUUGUUCUUUUGAUGACCGAUCGGAAACUUUGGACCAGUGAUUUCAAGGUGAGAGGAACUGAGGUUGUCAUUUACUACAGGUCAAUACACAAGCGAAUGAGAUUACACAAAGCAACAUAUCAAAAAUUGUAUUUAUGGUCAUUGUAUCUUCUGUUUCCCCAAAUGCAGAUUUUCAACUUAAAUAGAGACUUAAUGAAUUUGAUCCCUAUAUAAAACAGAUGGACUGAAAGGCAGUGGAGACCAGCAUGAAUUUUAAUCUUUGUCCAGUCAUGUUUAUGCUUGUUUAGUGCUGGUCUAGCUGUUGGACCAGCAUAGCCAUACUGUUCUCCAGCACUUAGUUAAGCUGGUUGACCAGAAUGUCUCGCUGGUUUAGUGAACUAAGAAGCCUGGUGGAGACAAAAAUGCAACAUACCCUGGUGGUCAGCUAAGGUUUUUUUUUCCCCAGCAAAAAAUAAUGUCACCAUAUUAACUGACUAAUUAGGGGGCGCGGAAGACUGACCCGUCCUCAAAUCGCGUUCACUUUCACACAUUCAACAGAAAUAGUGAAUAUACACCUAAGAACCGAUGUGCGCAAUUUCUUUUCUCCUGUCUUGCUAAACUUUCGCCUGGCACUGCAGCGCAUCCUUUGACAGCCCAAAGCGUUGAUGUCAGGUGCGCUCAUGUAAACAAGGUCAUUCUUGCGUGCGCGCCAGUUUCAAAUGAGUGACGAGGUGAAUUAACACUUACAUUUCGGUCUGUUCCUCACACAACACUAUCAUAUGGCUUCAGAAGAAUUCAAAUCUAAGGCACGAGUGUUAUGGAUGACUUUAAUGUCGCUUUUAUGUGUGCUUUCGGAGCUUGGACAGCCACAAACAUCAUCCUCUCGUCCCUCUAUCUUGUGUUUAACGGAUGAAAAAAGUAAAACUGGUUUUGAACGACAAGGGUGAGUAAAUGAUGGCGGAAAGGUCCGUUUUUAUUAAAGUUUAUCAGUAUGAUUAAUCAGGUGUUAAUUAUUGUUCAGAGGUCCUGACCGCUACCGAAACAGUGCGUAGACGGCGCUGUCACGUGAUACAUGUUACUUUUUUCUGCGCUGGCUAGAAUGCGACAAUCACAGUCAUUUGUUAUUACUGGAUGCGGAUUUAAAAAAAAAAAAAAAUAGAGACUGCUGAAGCUUAUUUCCAUUCAUAGGUAUGAAUCCUUUAAAAUAUCAGUUUAUAUAUAUA